Molecule: messenger RNA, 5170 nt
Organism: Cydia pomonella (codling moth)
Lineage: Eukaryota; Metazoa; Arthropoda; Insecta; Lepidoptera; Tortricidae
Product: cAMP-dependent protein kinase catalytic subunit 3-like
Exons: 7
Coding region: 268-1353 (361 amino acids)
Biological process (GO): protein phosphorylation
Molecular function (GO): protein serine/threonine kinase activity; ATP binding
Source: RefSeq, a predicted model, not a curated record
UUCGGGCCAGUAAAGCGCUAGCUACCGGUGAGAACGCGUGGUCGUCGCGAUUUCUCUUAUAGUUUUCCGCGCGCUUUCAUCGUCUUUACAAUAAAGUUGAUACUUAAAGAAAUAAACCUGUAUUAAAAAUCAUUUUUAAAAAUAUAUUGAAAUAAAAUAACAUUUAAUCAGCAGUGAAAAAAAAAACGUCGAUUAUGCUGAAAACGAAUAACAAUUGACUGGUACUGAAAAAGUUAAGAGAUUAAGUUGGUGUAAAAAAAAAUUAGCAUGAUGAUGGCCAGUGCGAAGUUGGUCCGGGAGUGCAGCUCGGACCUGAGCUCCGACGUGCGCUCGCUGUCCAUGUCGUCCACGGAGGAGCACGACUCCACCACCACAGAGUCUGAGUUUUCUGAGGAGGAGAAGGAGUAUGAGCUGGAUGACCUACAAAUCCUUAAAACCAUUGGCACGGGUACAUUUGGACGGGUCUGCUUAUGUCGCGACAAGGCCGCGGACGAGUACUUGGCUAUGAAAAUCCUGUCCAUGGCAGACGUCAUUCGCUUGAAGCAAGUGGACCAUGUCAUGAACGAGAAGAACAUCCUCGCGGAGAUCAACCACCCAUUCAUAGUAAAUUUACGGUGGUGGACGCACGAUGACUCGUGUAUUUACAUGCUGUUCGACUACGUGUCUGGUGGAGAGCUGUUCACAUAUCUGAGGAGUGCAGGACGCUUUAGCAAUACUACUGGUAAUUUUUAUGCCGCGGAGAUAGUAUCGGCUUUGGAGUAUCUUCACGCGCGGAACAUCGUGUACCGCGAUCUGAAGCCCGAGAACCUGCUGCUGGCGAAGGAUGGGCAUUUGAAGAUCACGGACUUCGGGUUCGCGAAAAAGCUCACGGACCGGACGUGGACGCUCUGCGGCACUCCGGAAUAUUUGGCGCCGGAAAUCAUACAGAGUAAAGGACAUAAUAAGGCUGUGGAUUGGUGGGCGUUAGGUGUACUCAUUUACGAGAUGCUUGUUGGUUACCCGCCGUUCUACGAUGAGAACCCCUUCGGUAUCUACGAGAAAAUCCUCAACGGACGGGUGGAGUGGCCGCGGCACCUCGACCCUGUUGCGAAGGAUAUUAUAAAGAAACUACUCGUACAAGACAGAACUAAGAGACUUGGAAAUAUGAAGUGCGGUUCAGAAGACGUAAAAAGACACAGAUGGUUCAAGAAUAUCGAUUGGGCCGAUGUGUUCAUGAAGAAAAUGCAGCCUCCCAUCAUGCCGACGGUGUCGUACGAGGGCGACACGUCCAACUUCGAUGAAUACACCGAGACGGACUGGAAGGCGGCGCGCGCGCUUGACCCCGACGAACUUAAACUCUUCGCGAACUUCUGAUCUCCUGCGCAUAAGCAAUCCAAUGGAAACUGUUAGAAUCCUUGUAGUUUUGGCUACCAUACAUAGGUAUAUUAACCCGAUAGUUCCAAACGGAAAUUGUAGAUUUUCGUUUCCUAAUAGGUUUUAUUAUAACUGUAGGUAGGUAUGUACUUAAUUUAAGAGCUAAAACAAGUAUUUACUGUUGUAACAUUUUAAGUCAUAUAAUGGCAGGUAUGAUAUUUAUUUAUAAAUCUGACAAAAAUAUUUCGUAGCCGUUAAUUCAUUAUUUAGAAAAAUAACUGUAAAGAACUACGGAUGCAAUACCUAAAUAUUAUAAUUUCAUAACAAAGUAGAUUGUAUAACCUUAUUUUGUGGUUCGUAUGAUUUUUUUGGCAAAAUAUGAAACGAACCACACUUACUUUAUGGUGACUCAGUAUUGGUGUAAAGUAUCUUAAUUUAUGAUAUUGUAACUGAUGAAAAAGAAGCUAAUAAUUGACAAGAAAUAAUAUGCAUUUAUACAUUGUUAAACUACAAAUUGAAUAGCCGUUUUCAAAUUGUAUUUGUUCAUACUUAUAUUUUGUAUAUUUAAGUAGGUAGUGUAUGUAUACUGACGCACUGAUAAACAUUUUGGACGUACAUAUUUAUAUCCACGACCAAUUUGCUAAUUUGUUUUCUUUUGCUAAGCGUAAGGUGGGUUAGACGAACGUAGUUUAUUUUGCUCGAGGCAAGACAAACAGUAUGAGGAUUCCAUACAAUUGUUUGUCUUACCCCGGUGAUAGUCUUAACCCACCUUACCUUAUUUAGCAUGUAAAUAGCAAAGACUUGCAUGCUUUUUAAUAUUUGUGUAUGAAUGUGUAGAUAUAUGAAACUAGUACCUAGUGAAACUAAUGCAGAGCUGCGAAAGUAAUUGAUUGUUAACCUGUUUCUAUUGUGGAUCAAUUUAGUAACAGGGUUCAACAUUUUAGUGAAAACUCACUUAAAAUUAUUCCAAUGCUUGUUUAUUCAAAGAGUAGUUUAAGGUAUAUAUCUGUUAGUAAAAUCAGCUUCGCUAAGAUGCGAUGUCCAGUGUUUGUGAUUUAAGUUUAAAAUAGACCUUAAAAUAUGUUAAGUUUAAGCUGUAUAAUAUAUUAAGUAUUUAUUUCAAUCUUAUUCUUUGAGUAACCACCAUUGCACCUUUUUUUGUGAUAUAACUAAUAUAAUUUAAAGAUCCUGCGUUUAGGCAAUUGAAUUUUUUAUGUCAAACAUUAUUUAUGAAUUUAAAGAUUCAAUACUUAAUAUUACUUUACUCGUCGUCCUAACUAAAGCGACUACGCGAUGAUGAUGCGUGAUGAUGCAAGCAACGCGCCAUUUGAUUUAGUCUCAAAUGAUCGUAUUAACUAAUCUGCAAGGUUUGUUCAAAGCACGCGUUUUUGAUAAUAAUAUAAUUAAAAUAAUAUAGCUCUAUGUAAAAACGAAUAAUAUCACUAUAUGUUUCCUUUGUCACUUUAAUGAUUAGAUCACAAAAUAUCACUAUUAAAAAGGUGUUAGAGUCAAAUCAAAAUAUGUUGCAAGCGGUGCAAGAAAACGUCAUAAUUGUCGUCUUUCCUAAAUAAUGUAUGUAUGAAAUACUAAAUGCUGGGUUCACAUUAUACAAUUGGACGACAUGGAUACAUAUUAUAUAUAUUACACUUUUAUUUAUAUCACGAGAAUGGAAAGAUGAGUCGACCAUUUUUAAUCCAUUCUACUAAUUUAUGUGUAUACAGAUACGAUGAGGUCUGGCCUCUCUCGUGUGGCUGUGCCACUCACAUACAUGAUCUUCAUUGGUGCCUUUCCAUCUCUUUACCCUUUGUGUGGCUGCUAAGCCACACAUUUCACUACAAGAGGAAAUCUCACGAUAAUUAAUGGCUAUGCACCUCCAGUUGGGCAACGGUCGACUUGCUCCGGUCUAAACAGGGGUACAUCCCUGGUGACUCUUAUCAUAUUUCAUACAUUAGUCACUUAGCCGGACAGGGGGGCUAUGCCCCCCCGGAGACCUCCACCUUCCCCAUAGUCUCGCCUCGGUUGCUCCAACUUAGUCGACCGUGCCCGUGUGUUCCCGGACACACCUCUAAUACAUGGGAGCCCGGGGCUUCCCAGUCCAAUGUCCUCGACUACCAAGUGUGCUGUGCACUGCAAGAUUGGACUAUUACUCACGGAAAGAACGAUAUGCUAUAACCGUCUCCUCAUCUUUCCACCUUAUGAUGCAUGUUUAGGUCGACACAAUAAUAUGGCAAAGCAAACACUCACCUGAGGUGUUCUCUAUGGGGUACAAGCCUCCUAGAAGCUCGUAGCUCCUAACUUAUCUUACGACCACGAAAUCUGCUCAUCUCUCUCCUCGUUUCCGCGGCACAACCAUUUCGCCAUCUUUCUACCCACAUACCAACAAGCGGAAGUUAGUCAAAGCAAGAGUGGUGUUACCACAGCUCAAAAUAUAGAUUGACAUUACUGAUGUUGAUACAUACCGACUUUUACAUGGCGAAUCGCGCUGUGCGCGACAAUAAUUUCAUAGAAGUUUGACGUUUAAAAUAACACGUUCACCGUCUGGGAUAUCAAAAUCGCUGCCAACUUAUCUUGGUCUGAGUCUAUGCAUUGAUUCAUAAUGAAUCCUCUAAAUCAUAUAUUACCGGGAAUAUAACCUUAAAAUUAUUCGGUUAAUGUCCCGAGAACUCUGUACAAGUGAGCUCUGUACAUAUCACAGGAUAUUUUUGGCGGCUGUCGCUGUUACAGUCAAUAUGUUAGUAGACAUUUUAGUUACGGCAAUGCGCGAGGUUACCUUAUCGAAGCGAUGUACUGUUUACGCACUUCAUGACUUCCUCAGAUGUACCCACGUAGCUCUAGAGUCCUUCUAAGUGCGUUAAUCGCAUUUCCUCAGAUGUACCCAUGUGGCUCUAGAGUCCUUCUAAGUGCGUUAAUUACACUUCCUCAGAUGUACCCACGUGGUUCUACAGUCCUUCGAAGUGCGUUAAUUGCCCUUCCUCAGAUGUACCCACGUGGCUCUAGAGUCGUUCUAAGUGCGUUAAUUGUACUUCCUCAGAUGUACCCAAGUGGUUCUACAGUCCUUCUGAGUGCGUUAAUCGCACAUCCUCUAGUGUCCUUCUAAACUAACUUUGCGUCGUGAAUAGAACAACGUUAGGAGAAUAAACGUCAUAAUUUCAGAGAAAUUGAUAUCAAUCAUGACAUGGUCACAAUUUGUCAUUGCAUUGCCAUGCAGAGUUAUCUUGGGUCGACUCUAGCAUGGUGGGAUAUUUAAAGAAGGGAACGAUAAAAAAACAUUAUUUAAUUGCAUAAAUGAGUAACUAUAGAUUUACUUUUCAUGUUCUUUUGUCGUUUUGUUAUCGUGUAGAUUUUUAUCGGUAACUGGUUAAAGUUAGCUAAAUGAAGAAUACUUAUUCAAUGAAAAAAAUAAUAUGUCUAUUUUGAUAACUGUUUUAAAUUACAUACUUUUUUAUACGAAUUGCCUAGGUAGUUAGGUACAGGUUACGGUUUAAAAAUUGGAUUUUUUAUGCUAAUUAUGGUUCCUUAUCCAAAAUAACUGUUUGUAGAUUAUUAAAAACGAGGUACCUAGCAAGAUUAUAGGUAUGUCGAAGAGUCUUCUUGCCGUUAUUUUUCCGGAUUGCGGCGUAAUUAGGCCAUAUAAUAUUCUCUGUGAUUUCAUUUAGUCGUUAAGUAUAAGAUAAUUAAUGUUAUUACUAACUUAUUUCAGUCAAUGAUCACAGAGGCGUAAUGUCAUUGAAACUUGCCUACUUUGUAACCGUCAAUAGUUUACUAAGAAACAACAGGGUUGUAAAAUAUAAAAUAAAUGUACAUUUACCAAAAUAAA